UAGACAGACAGGUGAACAAACUGUGUGUUCAGGAGUAGGCCUGUGUGUGUGUGUGUGUGUGUGUGUGUGUGUGUGUCUGUGAUGGAGGUGUGUGAGGAUGAUCUCUGCUGGUUGCAGCUCGAAGACUUCAGGAUGCUGCUGAUCAAAACCAUUGAACCAUCAAAGAUCACUCCCUACCUCCGCCAGUGUCAGGUGAUCGGGGCGGAGGACGAGGAGCAGCUGUUCAACGACCCAGCGCUCGUCAUCAGGAGGAGGAGAGUCGGAGCCCUGCUGGACAUGCUGCAGAGGACAGGGGUCAAAGGUCACACGGCGUUCCUGGAAAGUCUGGAGCUCGAUUAUCCUGAACUCUACAGCCGGAUCACCGGGAAGGAGCCCAACAAGACCUUCAGCAUCCUGAUAGACACAGCAGGUGAGUCCGGUCUGACUCAGUUCCUGAUGUCGGAGCUGAGCCGCCUGCAGAGGGCGCUGCAGGACGAGCGGCGGCAGCAGGCGUGCUCUGUUGCUAAGGAACAGGAGGUGUGGUCUAGGCAGCAGCAGCUGAGGGACCGCGAGCUGAGGAAGCUGACUGAGCGCGUGCAGAAGCUUCGGGAGGAGCGCGAGCGGCUGAGCGAAGAGGCGAAGCAGCUCAGAGAUCACAACUACAGUCUGAUGGCCGACAUCAACACGCUGGGACAGGAGAAGAGCGCCGCCCUGCUGGCCAACAGAGACCUGCAGAUAGAGGUGGAGCGUCUGAAACACACUGUGCUGCGAGCUGAGAGUCAGACUCGCCUGCUGCGGCGGCGGACGAUGCGUCCACUGCAGGAGAGCAGGAGUCUGGCUCUGCCCACCGACACCUUCUUCACCCCAAACAGAUUGGAGGAGGUGAAGGAGGAGAAGCCGGAGGAGAAGAAGGAGGAGAAGAAGGAGGGAGUGAAGGAGGAGAAACAGGAGGAGAAAAAUUGUAAAGAGGGGACACAGCCACAGAUGAGCGUCAUCGCCAGUGUGUUGAGACUGAGGAGAGACCUCCACCGAGCAGAGGAGCAGAGAGCCCAGAGUGUGGAGGAGAAGGAGGAGCUGGAGCUGCUGUCCGCUCAGCUGAAGGGAGACGCCAGAAUGUAUCGCCAACGAAACAAGCAAACCCUCAGACAGCUGGAGGAGGUGAUCAGAGAGAGAGACAAGGCUCAGGCAUCGCGGGCGGAGCAGCAGGAGGAGGUGCGGCUGCUCUUGCAGGAGAAGGAUCAGUACAGGGAGCAGGUCAGACAGCUCACUGAGAAAUCUGAUAGGCUGGAGCUCCUCCUGCUGAGGUCACAGGGGGAGGAGCUUCAGCUGAGGACACGCCUUCGCAGACUCACCAACACCGACAAAUGUGAGAGGAGUGUGAGUAGCGAGGAGGAGGAGCCAGCAGAGCACGCCGCUAAAGGCAGCAGUGAGGAGGUGUGCAGCGGGACGUCGGGUGAGAACGAGGAGGCGCAGCAGCGCGAUGCUCCUGCAGGAGGCACCGAUGAGUCUGGAGAGAAGUUCAAAACUGCUGCAUCAUUGGACAAGGAGUCAGACGGCUGUCUCACCCUCCGGAAUCGACCGAAUUUCUUCUACCGCAGGAAGCGGGCAGUCAGGACGAAGCUCAACUGUGUGGAGAACAAGCCCGAUAACCUCGACGACAGCAGCGCCAGCGACAUCACCGACUCUGACUGACGACGAGCCGCUGUCAAAAUAAAAGUUUUUAUUUGAUGCUGUUUGGCUUCAGAAACAUUCACAGAAGACGUUUCAGUGGGGCAGGUUCUAAUGAAACAGUUCACACCAAAGGUGAAGGAAACUUUAUGGAAAAGAAAAAACUUAUUUGGAGCAAGUUGAAUAUGUUCAACCUGAGACAGAAAUUGACCUGACGGUUGUUCAGUGUAUAGAUCCUCUGCCGCACCAGACUCCAUUGAAAAAAACAUAAUUUUAACAGCAGUGUUCUGAUGUUCCUAAGACAUGACAAAGCAUCAUGUUGUUGUUACUUCAGCAUCCUUUAGAUCAGUUCAUUCACAUUAAAUCACACAUAAAUCUCUUUAUUCUCAUUGAAUCACAGAUAAACUUCAGGCAAUAAUUCUCUUCAUGUUUGGUGUGAACAUGUUUCCACAGAAAAUAAAACAUACUAAAAUAACAGUCAGUCACUGAUGGUGAAACUGUUUCUAAAUAUUGAUAUUGUUUCUCAGCUUCGAUCAUUUUAAAUGUUUUCAUUCUUUUCUGUCCGAACUGUUUCACAGCCUCAAUAAAAACUCAUAUGAUGUUUUCAUAAUGUUGCUUCUAUAAAUCAAAUAUAAAUUCACAACAUAUAAGGUCACAAUAUGUGAUCCCAUAUACAAAUUCAUCAUGUAGAUAUUUUUAAUAUUUGUAAAUAUA
Messenger RNA from Centropristis striata (black sea bass), 2361 nucleotides. It is a transcript of the gene card9, whose product is annotated as caspase recruitment domain family, member 9. Gene Ontology annotation, biological process: positive regulation of canonical NF-kappaB signal transduction; regulation of apoptotic process. The record is from RefSeq and is a predicted model, not a curated record. NCBI's taxonomy places the organism in Eukaryota, Metazoa, Chordata, Actinopteri, Perciformes, Serranidae. Bases 82 to 1671 code for a protein of 529 amino acids. The transcript is spliced from 13 exons.